Molecule: messenger RNA, 8046 nt
Organism: Columba livia (rock pigeon)
Lineage: Eukaryota; Metazoa; Chordata; Aves; Columbiformes; Columbidae
Gene: PDE5A
Product: phosphodiesterase 5A
Exons: 22
Coding region: 580-3129 (849 amino acids)
Biological process (GO): signal transduction
Molecular function (GO): protein binding; 3',5'-cyclic-GMP phosphodiesterase activity
Source: RefSeq, a predicted model, not a curated record
AUUCCAGAUUUCAGCAGAGUUUUUUGAGCUGUGCAGACAUAGAAGGCACUUGGAAAUGUCCAGAGGGACAGCCUUAGCAAGCCUGUGACCUUCUAUGACAUACUGGACCAUGGCAUUUCAGCAGGGAUUUGAUCAAGAUUGUUAAACACAUGCCAAAAAGAGAACCACUUCUUGGACUUUUUCAAUCAAGUAGCACUAUAUUUGGACUGGAAACAGCUUGUGGAGGAGCAGGAAUAACCAUUACAAGGCAAGUGAAAAGUUUUAAGCAGAUACUACAGUCAAGGAAGAAACAACUUGAAUAUAUCUGGGCAAGUUUCCAUACUGACUCAAGCAACAAUUUCCCAUGACAUCAGAUUCAAAACAAACAAUAUAUUAUAGUCCAUAUGUUGACUAAAGAAAACCCAGGCAGUGCAGAGGCAUGCAGUAGCCUACUGAACACCGACUGAACAAAGCUGGAUUGCUUGUAAGCCAUGGACAUUAAACAACUAAAAAACUCCAAGUUUUCAGGAUAAGGAGCCUGAAUAAGACUUCUCAGCAAGAUGAGGUUGUGAAUGCUGAGCAGCACGUGAAGUUCCAGUUAUGCUAAAUGCUGCCGAAACCCAUGGCCAUGGAGAACCCCUGCCUCAGAAACCUAACAGUGUGCAACCUGCCAGUGCUGAAAUAGAAAUGGUUAAUGCAUGGUUUGCUGAGAGAGUUCAUACCAUCCCAGUCUGCAAGGAGGGAACCAAGUCCCAGAGUGAAUCCUGUGAUUGUCACCAGCCUGCCUGUGCUGAAACGACCAACUCUGGGACACCAGCGAGGAAAAUCUCUGCUUCUGAAUUUGACAGACCCUUAAGGCCAAUCGUUGUCAAGGACUCAGUAGGAGCAGUGAGCUUCCUCUCUGGCUCUGAGAAGAAGGAGCAGAUGCCUCUGCAACCUCCAAGGACCGAGACCAGUGCAGGGGAUCAGUGCUCAAGGCUAUUAGAACUUGUGAAGGAUAUUUCCAGUCACUUAGAUGUCACAGCACUUUGCCAUAAAAUUUUCCUACACAUCCAUGAGCUGAUAGCAGCUGAUCGCUAUUCCCUGUUUUUGGUCUGUGAGGAUAGCUCCAAUGAGAAGUUUCUUGUCAGCAGGCUGUUUGACGUGGCAGAGGGCUCCACCCUGGAAGAAGCUUCCAACAACUGCAUUCGCCUGGAGUGGAACAAGGGCAUUGUGGGUCACGUAGCAGCUAUAGGGCAGCCUCUGAACAUCAAGAAUGCGUAUGAGGAUCCAAGAUUCAAUGCAGAAGUUGACCAGAUCACAGGGUAUAAGACUCAGAGUAUUCUCUGCAUGCCAAUAAAGAAUCAUAGGGAAGAGGUUGUUGGUGUGGCUCAAGCAAUCAAUAAGAAGUCUGGAAUUGGUGGCACUUUUACUGAACAAGAUGAAAAGGAUUUUGCCGCAUAUUUGGCAUUUUGUGGAAUUGUUCUUCACAACGCUCAAUUGUAUGAGACAUCUUUGCUUGAAAACAGGCGUAAUCAGGUGCUUCUUGAUCUUGCCAGCCUGAUUUUUGAAGAGCAGCAGUCUUUGGAAGUAAUUCUGAAGAAGAUAGCUGCCACUAUAAUAUCCUUCAUGCAAGUGCAGAGGUGUACCAUCUUCAUAGUGGAUGAAGAUUGUACUGAUUCAUUUUCUAGUGUGUUUCACAUGGAAUCUGAGGAAUUAGAAGAUUCAGCUGAUAAUCUGAAGAGGGACUAUGACACAAACAAAAUCAAUUAUAUGUAUGCUCAGUAUGUCAAGAAUACAAUGGAGCCUCUCAACAUCCCAGAUGUCUGCAAAGACAGAAGAUUUCCCUGGACAAAUGACAAUGCAGAAAACGUAAGUCAACACAUAAAGAGUUUGCUGUGUACACCAAUAAAAAAUGGGAAAAAGAAUAAGGUGAUAGGGGUUUGCCAGCUUGUGAAUAAGAUGGAAGAAAACUCAGGCAAAAUAAAGGCUUUCAACAGAAAUGAUGAACAGUUCCUGGAAGCAUUUGUCAUCUUUUGUGGCUUGGGGAUCCAGAAUACACAGAUGUAUGAAGCUGUAGAAAGAGCCAUGGCCAAACAGAUGGUGACAUUAGAGGUUCUUUCGUACCAUGCUUCUGCUGCUGAGGAGGAAACGAGGGAGCUGCAGGUAACAGCGGCUGCUGUAGUACCAUCUGCACAGUCUCUCAACCUAACUGACUUCUACUUCAGUGAUUUCGAGCUAUCAGAUUUUGAAACAACACUGUGUACGAUUCGAAUGUUCACAGAUCUCAACCUAGUGCAAAAUUUCCAAAUGAAACAUGAGGUUCUCUGCAGAUGGAUUUUAAGUGUGAAGAAAAAUUAUCGGAAAAAUGUUGCUUAUCACAAUUGGAGACAUGCCUUUAAUACAGCGCAGUGCAUGUUUGCUGCUUUAAAAUCUGGUAAAAUUCAGAGCAAACUGACUGACUUGGAAACACUGGCUUUGCUGAUAGCAACUCUAAGCCAUGAUUUGGAUCACAGGGGAGUGAACAACUCUUACAUACAAAGAAGUGAACAUCCACUGGCUCAACUGUAUUGCCACUCAAUCAUGGAGCAUCAUCAUUUUGAUCAAUGCCUUAUGAUCCUGAAUAGUCCAGGAAAUCAGAUUCUCAGCAGCCUUUCUAUUGAAGAAUACAAGGCCACACUGAAAAUGAUAAAACAAGCUAUUCUUGCCACAGACCUAGCACUAUACAUAAAGAGGAGAGGAGACUUUUUUGAACUUCUAAGGAAGAAGCAAUUUAAUUGGGAAGAUCCUACACAGAAGGAGCUAUUUUUAGCAAUGCUGAUGACUGCUUGUGAUUUAUCAGCCAUAACCAAACCAUGGCCAGUUCAGCAACGGAUUGCUGAGCUUGUAGCUGCUGAGUUCUUUGAUCAAGGAGAUAAAGAGCGGAAGGAACUCAACAUAGAACCAACAGAUCUAAUGAACAGAGAGAAGAAAAAUAAAAUUCCCAGCAUGCAGGUUGGAUUCAUAGAUGCUGUUUGUUUGCAGCUAUAUGAGGCACUAACGCAUGUGUCAGAGGCCUGCUACCCUUUACUGGAUGGCUGUAGAAAAAAUAGGCAGAAAUGGCAAUCCCUAGCUGAACAACAAGAGAAGAAUCUCAUUAACGGAGAAAGCAAUCAAGCCAAACGGAACUGAGAUGCUGAUUUAACAACCACAAGCUUACAUAGAAGACGUAGUAAUAAGAGAGUACUGCAUUUUGCCAAACACUGUAUGAAUUUGGCUGAUGUUUUGCCACUGCUGUAUUAUUUUUCCACAUUUCAAGAUAUAGCAUGACCAUGUAUAUGCCAAGGUUAUAUAAAGAUAGUAUGUUUAUUUUAUUACAUCUAAUUGAGAUGGGAAAAGAUCUGCAAGGGUAGUUUUUGCUACCCUAUUCCACAAGAAGGUACGAGUGCAGUUGCUCGGCUGUCCCCAAGAGCCUAUUACUUUAUAGAUGUAUAUAGUUUUUUAGGGAUCAUGUUGUGGCCAGUAUCUUAAAGACUACUGCAUUUCGCACCUUUUUUCCUCUUCCAAUCUUGCUGUGCUAUGUUAUAAAAGUAACGAGCAGUCUUGCCUGUUCUCUUCCCAGAGGUUCAGAGGAAAGAUUGGGACUAAUUCUGGGAAGCCUAAUCCAGCAUAUACUAUGCUAACUUCUUUCAGCAGACAGAACUGGGCUUCAGAGUGACAAAGCCCCACAAUCUGUGCACCCAGUAGUUUUUUUAUUAUUAUUUUCUCUUUUUUAAAAAAAUAAUUGUCUUAGUAAAUGUCUUAUAUUUGGAGAAAAUUUUAAAAACCCUGUGAAUUACUAGGCAAUGGGGGUCUUAGGAGUUUUGUGGUAGAAGGGUCAUAAUUAUCCAUGGGUAAUGGAUGAUUACAAAGCUCUUGAAGGCUGACGAAAUGUCACAACAUAACUGACAGGCUGUCGUGGAAGAAUGGCUCCCAUAGAAGGCUACAAGAAGCACACGGAAAAAUGGAAACUAAACAGGAUCAUUUUUAUAUGGUGGUUUUAACCUCAUUUGGAAGCUGAAUUUGACAUUAUCGUAACCAACAGCCUGAAUCACGGGCAGGAAGAAUAUAAGAGAAUGUGACUGCAAGAGCAAGAGAUGAAAAUCUGAAGCAGAAUAACACCAGGAUGGGACACUUCUGGUGACUAUCAAAGACCAAUUCUUUAGGCCAGUGCUAUUAUGAAAUGGCUAUGACCACUUUGAAAAAGAUUUCUGUUGACAGCUUUUAAAAAUCAUUUUUAGCAUUAGUUAAUGUUAAUGAUGAUUAAUCACAGUGUCUCCAAUGAAUAUGAAAGAAUAAGAAUAAAGAAAAAAAAAAUAAGGAAUAAGAAAAAAAGAAAAAAAAAUAGCCAAGAAUGCUACAGGGAUUUGCCAUUUGUAUAUGAGGCAUUAAUGUUCAGAAAAGUAAGACAUCAUUUAAUUUGCACUAAGAAAAAAAUGGUAUUGACAUUUUAUUUAAAUGAAGAUGACUAAUAAAAAUUAGUUUGAAUUAGGAACCAAUUCAAGAAAAUAUAUGCAUAAGACAAACACCAAAAUAGUAAUACAAAGAAAGUGCUAUUCUUUGGGUGGAUAGGAUUAGGAGAUUAAUGUCAGCAAUCUAAAACUGGUUAGCAGUAUGUGUAACUUUGGCUGCACAGACACACAGAAAUUGUUAUUUUUUUAAUCUGUAGUAAUUAUUUUUCAGUUAAAAUCAGCAACAGUAUUUGGCAAAAGUAAUACAUUUUGGAUUAUACUUUGAAGUAUGGGAGUUUGUGUCUAUCACAGUAACACAGAAAAUUCUAUUUGGAAACAGCAACGAAUUUUUCUUCCCAGGAGAUUAUCAAUCCCCCCCUGUAAGAGCUGGUCAGAAAGUGAAAACAACCUCUUUUUAUCAGUCUCUGCAUUUAAAUAAACGAUACAAGACAAAGCAAAUGUUUCAAAAUAGUCUCAAAAACAUUCAAAAUGUUUUGUAGUUAUUUUUUUUUAAUGUUGAAUAAAGUAUUCUGGUACUCUGCAGCAUUUCUGUCAACCUAGAUUAUUUGUCAUGGAUUAAACCCUAUCUCAAAUUUCUCUAAUGAUUACCGAUAAUAUAUUAUUGCAGCUGAUUUUGAAAACGUUUUUAUACAAAUGUACUUCUCCUGAAUUUUUUUCCAGAUUUUACAAAAAGAAUGGAAUUCAACAAUAAUUACGAAUUCCAGGGCUACUGUUAUGCAGUGUUCCAUAUGUGUGUUUAUAUACGUACACAGUACAAUAUAUGUGCGUAGUAUGUCAUAGCUAUGCAGAAAAAUGACAGCAACCUGUCCCCCCGGCAGACACCCCUACAAAAAAAGUUUUUAGGUACCUUCUGAUAAAUAGGAAACUUUGCUUCAAGAUUUUCAUAGUCCUUGUAUAUUAUUUUCCUUGAAUGCCUGAGAUACUGAAAUAUACUCGUUAUGCUAACUGAUGAGAUAUGUAUUUAAGCUAAAUAUGAAUCAAGUAUAUGUAUAUAAAGGUGUAUUCUUGCUAGUAUGGUUGAGACUAGUAAUUCACAGUGACAACAUGGCAAAUCAACUACGGUGAUAUUCCAGUGUAGUGACAUAUAAUUUACAUUAAGAUCCCAGUAUGCAGUAUGCCUUUGCUAUAUUGUGUGUUCAGCAAAGCUUUACUACGACAUAGAACUAUUACAAAGCAGUUCUGGAUUCACACCUUGACUUGAAAGAAAUGGGUGUGACGUUGCAUCUUUUCAAAGGUUCACUUAAAAUGAACACAGUUAUACAGUUAUGUGCAUGUAUUUAAUUACACAUCUGUACACAUCCCACAGAAUCUCCUCCACUACAGAGAUCAGCAGAUAUACAGUUCCUACUAAAUAAACCAUUUAAAUGUCAUAAUACACCUGUAUCUGUAUAUAUUCCUACAAAAUCAACCCCUUUAAACUACUGGUUUAAGAACCUUAAAAGCAUAGAUUGCUGUACUUCAUGAAAAUUUAGAGUUGAUCAAAUUGUUUAUAUAGUGUUUUACUCUGCCUGAAUACAAAGUCAGAGUGUGCUGGGUUUGUGUCAUUUGUGUCAACUGUUCGCAGAAAUUGCUAUUUUUGUUCAUAAUGUAAAUAGGUGACAAUAUGAAAAAAAGCCAGGCUGUUUUCUGCCUGAAAUUCAUUGCCUUCAGAAUUCAAUAUUUUCAAAGCCAGCUAAUGGAUUACAGCCAUGCAGCUGCCAUCAAUUUCAUAAAGAGUUCCGUAUGUAAUUAUUUUCGUCAGGUCUGAAACAUAUUCUCCCCUAACUUAUAUUGUCAUGAUGAAAUUGAGUUUAUCACUUUUUCAGUCCAUUAAAGCCAUUGUGAAAUUUGAUAUUUAAGUCUUCCUGUAUAGAAUUUGUCCCACUAAUUUUUAAUACUUGUCUCAAUGAAGAUAUCUAAGUUAGUAUCUAAGUUAGUAUCUAAGUAAGUAUUGUUCUCAGAUACAUUUUCUUUUAAAGUCACUCCACAGCACAGUUUAAUGCUUAAAGUACACCUUUCUUUCCGUUUUAUUCCCCUUCUGAAAAAAUAACUUGUCAUAUGUGUUAACAUACACCAAACUACUGAUUAACCCUACCUUUUCUAAUUAAAUUAACAGUGAGGCUCUUACGCUUUUGCAACAAGUUAGUCACAUGUCCCAUCUUAGCUGUAGAAUGUAUAGGUUUUCUCUUAUGUCACACAAUAAAAUAAAAGAAGGGGAAAAAAACUUAAUGUUGAUUUUGGAGACAGUAUUGAUUUUUAAUCAGUAGAAGUUUGAAGUUAAGAGCAGAUUAUUCUCACAUAUUUGCAGAAUGCAAGUACAAGUGGGCAAGUGAUAGAAGUGAAUAAUCUAUUCCGUUGAUGACCAGCCGAUCUCCCUUUAGAGGAGAGGACUGAAGCCUGAUUUUAUGCAUCACCCUCUGUCAACUGGUUGCAUAUAAAGAUAAACUUUUGAACUCCAGUCCAAAGCACUUUAUCUGGCAGCAGCAUGAACUGCCAAAAUUAGAACACUAAUACAUAUAUUACAUUUUUCAAAAUUACUGGAUAACUGGUUUUCCAACCAUUAUACAGGAAGAUUAUAAAAAGUCAGAUUUAGCCCCUUAAAAUUAGGGGAUGCUUUGCUGAGUGAUCUGCUUGGUGCCGCCUGCAGUUGUGCAUGAGAAGAUAGCAGAGUUUUGAUGGAAAAAAAUGCCUCAUAAUAAAUUCAUACAUUUUCAAAGGUUUUAUAGAGACCUAGUAUUUCAGGAAAAUUUUUGCAUUUGCUUUAGUUAAGAGUCUCGUCUCUGUGAUGCUGUAGCUUCUUCAUGUCAAGUCACGUGCAGUUUACACUCCAAAAGGUUUCAGCUUUAUUUCACAGUUCCCUGCUUUACUUCUUCAGGGACUUGCACUAAUUUGAAAGAUAAGCUUGAACAUUGGAGCUUGAAUAAAAAAAUGAGUUUGGCCAAAGUAUAAGAAUUCAUGAUGGCUGGAUUUUGGGGUUUGGACUCUCACGAGAACAAGAAACAUCACAGAAUCUAGCCUCGUAAUUAGUGACACUUGCUCAAUGCAGCAAAUUGUGACAGCAGGAGAUUUUAUCUUUGGCAUUGCUAGAUGAAUGGAAAUUGCAUGGGAAAGUGUAUUUUCCACAUAAAGAAGUCUGUUUCCAUAGAGAAACUCAUAUAGAAGUACCACUGUUUGUAAAUGUGUAUUUAUGUGACAAUGCUAUAUAAUAGCUAGUUUCCACUAACCUUCACAGCAUGAGCUUGCCAUGCCAGGGCCUCAGGCACGCUCAAAUGCCCAUCUGAAGUCAAUUAUAUGAUUCCCAUUUAUGUCAGUGGGAGCUGGACUGAGCUGUAAAGAAAGAGAAAAAAUGGGUCAAAUCCACCUUUUUUACCUGUAAAGAGGGACCAAACUCUCAUCCUCGGUAACACCUGCCUCACUUGCUCUUUGCUGUAUUCAGCUACUCCUGCUGAUGCCCAAGGUACCUUACAGAUGUAACUGAAGUUAGAAUUCGAGCCCUCUAUGUAUUCACGUGGCAGACACUUGCAUGUGUCUCUUGAAGAAUGUAGUGUGAAAUGCACUGUAAAUAUUUUUAAUAUACAUUUCUAUUGUAGUUUAAUAAAAAUCUUAAUCACAGACACUA